AUGACAUCCGCGCAACAAAAUGGAUUGAUGCAUAAAUAUUCUAAAUCUGUCAAAACAAUCCGAAAUCGAAUUGUUCAAGUCGAAUUUCGCUGGUCACGAGCCGAUCCUUGUCAAAGUUAUCGUUUGCAAAUACUCGAAGAACGAUUUCGUCAAGCGCAGAAGAAUAUUCGUUCUAAAAAGUUAGCUCAUAUGCGAUUUGAACAGUUCAUCGAUUUGAUAACACCAUUGUUCGCUAACGAUGCAGUGGAAAUCAGUCAUUUUGUGUUACGUUCGACGUUCGAUUACUUAUUUGAUCAAAAUUCCAAUGGAUCGAUUGAACCACAAGAGUUCGAACCACUUUUUCUAUUACUCCAUGGAAAUGAUGCAUCCAAACUGAAUUUAUUCCAUGAACAUCUACGACAAAUAUUCAGUAAUCGAUCAAAUCAUAUUUCAUUCAAAGAAUUCGCCGACUUUGUCAACGGUUUAAACAGUUUCAGUGUGAACCUGGCGCAUCGAUUUGCUAAACUUGAUUGUGAUCUUGUUAUUCACGGUCAUCCGAGUAAGGAAAAUGUUUAUCGGAACAGCCAAGUUAAGUUUGUAUCGAAUCAAAUACGAAGUAUCGCUGAUGUGCAAAGCUUAGCCGAAGAUUUUCAGCACAUUGAUAUCUUGAUUAUUAAUCAACCACAUCGAGGGUAUCACAGAGGUUCGAUUGAGGAAUUUCCAGUCGAAAAAUGGACGGAAAAUAUCGACUCGAACCUUCAUACAACUUUUGCAUUGGUAAAAACUCUAUGGACACGGAUGAAACGUCAAUAUUUCGGACGAAUUAUUCAUAUCGCCAACGAGCAUAAUUUCAUCGCCAACGAAUAUCAAUCAGCAUGUACAACUGUACACUAUGCAUUGAUUGGCCUAAAUAAAGCUUUAGCAGUCGAAGGCAGUCCAUAUGGAAUCACAUCAAACAUUAUUUGUCCCGGAUCGAUAUCGGCAAAACCUUUCGAAGGCAAUGAUCAUGUUCAAACAUUAACCGAUCUUGUCUUAUUUUUAUGCACUGAUCAAGCUCGUUCGAUCACCGGUCAACUGAUCCCGUGGACAAAUGUAGAAAACAUUUAG
Messenger RNA from Adineta ricciae, 1086 nucleotides. The record is from the annotation of a GenBank genome assembly. NCBI's taxonomy places the organism in Eukaryota, Metazoa, Rotifera, Eurotatoria, Adinetida, Adinetidae.